Penicillium roqueforti is the source of this 1371-nucleotide messenger RNA. RefSeq lists its product as uncharacterized. Lineage: Eukaryota; Fungi; Ascomycota; Eurotiomycetes; Eurotiales; Aspergillaceae. The transcript has 2 exons. Gene Ontology annotation, molecular function: amino acid transmembrane transporter activity. Gene Ontology annotation, cellular component: vacuolar membrane. The coding region runs from base 1 to 1371 and encodes 456 amino acids. Gene Ontology annotation, biological process: amino acid transmembrane transport. The record is from RefSeq and is a predicted model, not a curated record.
AUGGAGGUCAACACAGCACCACCCGUCUAUGAGAAUGACAAGAUCGCAGAACGGAAAGAUGAAUUAACAUACGAGGAGGAGGGCCCCAUCAAGACUGGCGAAGUCCACGAUGCCUUUGGCAACGAGGAGUACGCUGACAUCAAGUAUAAGACCUUGAAGUGGUGGCAAUGUGGCUUGCUCAUGAUCUGUGAGUCAGUCUCACUGGGUGUGUUGUCGCUGCCAGCAGCCAUGGCUACCCUGGGUCUCGUCCCCGGUAUCAUUCUGAUUAUCGGCCUCGGACUUCUCGCAACAUACACUGGCUACAAUAUUGGCCUCUUCCGUGAACGGUAUCCUCAUAUCCAGAACCUGGGUGAUGCGGGUGAGAUUUUGCUAGGCCGCUUCGGCCGAGAGCUCUUUGGUACUGGCCAGUUCCUCUUCUGUAUCUUCGUCAUGGGCAGUCACAUCCUUACCUUCCGUGUCAUGCUGAACACCCUCACCAACCACGGCACCUGCUCCGUUGUGUUCAGUGUCGUCGGCAUGGUUAUCUCAAUUCUCCUGUCCAUGCCCCGUACGAUGAAGGGUAUGACCUGGAUAUCGUUCCUAUCAUUCCUCAGCAUCUUGAGCGCCGUGAUGAUCACUAUGAUUUCCGUGGGUGUCGAGAAGCACCCCGGUCGUGUCAUCCACGCCACAGUCCCCAACGACCUGUACACUGCUUUCCAGGCCGUUUCCAACAUCGUCUUCGCUUACUGCGCCCACGUUGCUUUCUUCGGUUUGAUCGCCGAAAUGGAGACGCCCCAGGAUUUCAAGAAGUCCUUGUUCAUGCUUCAGGGCUUUGAGAUCUGUCUCUACCUGACCGCUGCUAUUGUGAUCUAUUUCUACAUUGGCACAGACGUGCAUUCCCCUGCCCUCACUUCCGCAGGACCCCUGAUGAGCAAGAUUGCCUACGGCAUUGCUAUCCCCACCAUUGUCGGCGCCGGUGUCGUCAACGGCCACAUCGGCUUGAAGUACAUCUACUUCCGCCUCUGCUCCAAGUCCGGUCUGAUGCACCAGAACAACAAGCGUGCCGUCGGUCUCUGGAUCGGUCUUGGUAUUGCUUGCUGGGUCGUUGCGUGGAUCAUCUCCGAAGCCAUUCCUGUCUUCAGCGACCUGAACAGUUUGAUCAGUGCUCUGUUCGCUUCAUGGUUCAGUUACGGUCUGUCCGGUAUUUACUGGCUUCACCUCAACUAUGGUCAAUGGUUCUCCUCUCCCCGCAAGAUCGCCCUUACCGUCCUCAACAUCUUCAUUGCCUGCAUUGGUUUGGUGCUGUGCGUUCUUGGCCUGUAUGCUUCUGGUACGGCUAUCAACAAGAACUCCAACAGCAACAGCUUCACCUGUGCCGACACGGAUACUUAG